Messenger RNA from Closterium sp. Naga37s-1, 2588 nucleotides. Lineage: Eukaryota; Viridiplantae; Streptophyta; Zygnematophyceae; Desmidiales; Closteriaceae. The record is from the annotation of a GenBank genome assembly.
GGCCAGCACUGCGAGACAUGAAGGCGCAGUGGAGCAGUGCGAUUCCCGAGUACACCAACAGUUGGGUGGAGGGCGCAGAGUGCAGGACCAUACGCGGCAUCGCUUGCGACGCAGAUGGCUACGUGACGAGAUUACAGUUACGCAGCAGUUAUCUGGAGGGCACUUUUCCUCAACGCAUCACCGACUUAACCAGACUAGUCUACCUCUAUUUAGACACGAACUUGCUCUCGGGCCCUCUCCCAGCCACUAUAUCCAAACUCGUGUCUUUAGUGGAAUUAGGCGCCUAUUCCAACCAGCUCAGUGGGCCCCUGCCUGAGGGCAUCGGCGCUCUCACUGCCCUGGAGAAAUUAUAUUUGUAUUCUAACCAGUUGGAAGGGCCCCUCCCCACAUCCUUCACCCAGCUGACCGCUCUAACCGCUUGUGAACUGAGCAACAACCGUCUCACGGGAUCUCUACCAGAAGAGAUUGGAAGCAUCUCCAAUCUGGUAAACCUGCGUGCCAACGAUAACCUCAUAUCAGGCCCCCUGCCUACCUCUCUAAGAGCCAUGACUUCUCUCGCCAACCUGGAGAUGCAGAACAACAACCUGAGUGGGCCCUUUCCUUCCCAACUGGCAACUGUUAGAUCACUUAUCAAUCUUCGGUUGCAGAACAACGCAUUCAGUGGCCCCCUUCCGGACCAGUGGGCAACUACCAAGAUUAUGGAGCUUGAUAUCAGUCAGAAUCAGCUGUCUGGCACGAUUCCCUUAGCGAUUGGAGGCCUCUUCCAGCUGCGCACAUUUGACCUCAAUCACAACCAGCUGUCUGGCACGAUACCGGACGAUAUCACAGGCUUGGUCUACCUCACACUGCUGGACCUGAGCUCAAACCGUCUUAGUGGCACCAUACCCCAAGGACUUGCGACUCGUAACAGUCUGGAAGUUCUCAACCUGAGGGACAAUCUGCUCACAGGGAAGGUCCUCGAGCCCGUGCCACCUAACCUGUGGAUCUACAAGCUGGACAACAACUACUUGAGUGAGGGGUUUUCCUCCCCCCCUCCAUGCGAGCAAGGCUACAUCACAUACCACAGCAACUGUGCAGACGUGCCAGCAGAGGGCCUUGCCUGUGCCGCGGACGAGACUCAGCGGGCUGAGGACGUGUGCGCUGCCUUCUGCGGUGUCUCUUCCACUUCACCCGCCUGCAACGGCCAUGGCGUGUGCUUCUUGGACGGCCCCAGCAACACGCCCACAUGCCUCUGUGACGACAACUUCGUGAUUGGGGAGUUUCCUGGCAGCUGCGUGCCCGUGGCAGGUGGUAAGACGGAGCAGCAGCAGACUCCCACAGCAGCCACGCUCACAGCCACUGGAGACGCCUCAGUGGAUGCUGCAACAGCCACGCUCACUCUCACGCCCGCCCAGCCGUCCAAGGCUGGCAGUGUGUUCCUGGCAGCGCGCGUGCCGCUCUUCUCCUACCAGCUCAUCGGGGACUCCUGCGGCCGCCAGCUCGCCUUCUCCUCCUCCUUCUCCUUCACUCUCACCCGCCCUGCUGCCUCUGGCUCCGAAGGCUUUGCCUUUGUGGUGGCCUUUGAUGCCACCCCGCCCACAACACCGGUGGCGGGCGGCAUGGGGUAUGCGGGGAUGGGAGCGCGCAGCGUGGCAGUGGAGUUUGACACGUCGAUGGAUGCGGGCAACAGCGACCCUGACAGCAACCACGUGGGCAUCAACACCGGCGGCAAUGCCACGUCGGUGGUCACAGCCAAGCCUAGCACCCCUCUCAAUGACGGCACGCCCAAGCACGUGUGGAUCGACUACGACCCUUCCUCCAGUGGCUCCCUGCGCGUCUUCCUCUCCUCCCAGGCGUCCCCUCGCCCCACCACCCCCCUCCUGUCGGCACGCAUCUCCCUGUGUGAGGAGCUCGCCCCCUCCCCAUCGGAGUACACCUUUGCCAUCGGCUUCACAGCUGCCUCCGCCACCCAGGCUCAAAGCCAUGUCGUCUCCGCCUGGACCCUCUCUACAAAUUUUCCCAUACAGCCAACUCCAGUUGCAGCGCGGGGCUUUACCUUCAGCGAGGCGGCGCUCUCUCUGUCGGGGAUGAAUCUCUUCUUCCGCUAUGCCAGCUCGGGCAGUGUUGCUGCUGAGGGUGGCAAUGACGUGUAUGGCGUGCGCCCUGCCACUUCAUGGGUCGGUCCAAACUUCAAAUGGCCUGUCAGGACACAGAGCGCUUGCGGCGACUGCUGGGCGUACGCAGUGGUGGGCAGCAUCGAGGCAGCAUACAGCAUUCUGGCCAACACCUCAGCCGUGCAGCCGCUAUCAGUGGAGCAGCUGAAGGCCGCCAUGAAGGUCGGCUGCUCUGGCAGCACGCCCUCUCAGGCCUUCCAGCUGCUGCUCAAGCUGGCACGCAAGGGAGGUGGACUUGGGUUGGAGAGCCAGUGGCCGCCCAAGAAAGGCAAGACGCCCGCGAAGGCAGGCAGCAGCAGUCCUCUCUGCGCGCCGCUCGUGAAGUCACUGGCGAGGCUGCUUGGUGUGCCGUGUGGCAAGGGCAGCGACAACAUACGUGUGAGUGGGUAUCUGGGGGGUUGCGGAUCUCCCCUCACCAAGGGGCCGUGUUUGUAG